This is a messenger RNA of Vigna unguiculata (cowpea), 1459 nucleotides long. RefSeq names its product microtubule-binding protein TANGLED-like. Lineage: Eukaryota; Viridiplantae; Streptophyta; Magnoliopsida; Fabales; Fabaceae. Gene Ontology annotation, biological process: regulation of phragmoplast microtubule organization; cytokinesis by cell plate formation. The record is from RefSeq and is a predicted model, not a curated record. Gene Ontology annotation, molecular function: microtubule binding. Gene Ontology annotation, cellular component: preprophase band; microtubule associated complex.
UCUGAAAUAAGAUUGACUGAGUUUAAAACAGUAACGCGAUUUAUUGUUUUUAAAAAUAAAACAGAACGGUUGAGUAACAGUCGCAAACGUUUCCUGCGGAUAGGAUAUUGGCCGUUGCGAAAGAGAGGAGCAUUUGGCAAUCUUUCUCGAAGUAAAUUGAAUGAUGAUCUUAUGAGUGUUCACCCUUUGAAAUUUUGAAACCCGUCGUUUCCCAAAGAUGAUUGGUAGAACCUCACCAAAACAAAAUAGAAUGCUAGUUCUGAAUCCUGUUCUAAUCAGAGAAACACUCAACAAGAUAGACGAGUGCAUGGUUCGACUACAAGAACUUCAGUACACUGUGGCCGGUGGAACGAAGGUGGUCUCAGGGGUAAGUCUCAGCCCUCGAACCAGUUUAAGGUGCAAGCAAGAAUCAGUGAGGAGGAAGCAUGAUGCAGCAAGAAGAUCUCCACAUAGUAAGUUUUGAAAUCAUUGUCAAUUAACUUUUCAUGUUCUUAUGUAAAAGCAAAUCUUGAUGCAGGUGAAGAAUGGAGGCAAAUGUCAUUGUCUGCAAUGCUUGUUGAUGAGACUGUUGGAGAAAUUUUGCAGGCAAGUCAAUUUGCCAGAGAAAUAGUUUCAGCUGUUAGUAAGAAAAAUGCCACCAAGGCACCACAAACUCCACUGUCCCAACUGUCAAAUCAGAAACUUGACCCUGAAAACAUACAAUUCCAUGAUAGAAGGAAAAAAGAGAAACAAAUAAAAGUACUUUCUGAUUCCCCACAACCUCUGCGAGCUCGUUCUAGGAUCAACUUUAAGGUUUGUCCUCCAAAAGCUGCUGCAGAGUUUGAGAAAGAGAAUCAUAAUGUUAUUAAGUGUUUAGCAAAUAAGGUAUCUAUCAAGAAUAACCCUUUAUUCUUGUCUACAAAUUUAUCAAGGCAACAACAGUUUUGCAAGACAAAGUCUCCUGUCAUAUCAAGAAACAUGGGAACACAACACAAGUGUUUGAUCAAGUGCCCACCUGAAAAAGCUUCCCCAUUUCAAGGUCAAGUUAAAAAACCAUCAACUGUGUCUAUUUCUUCUUCACUUGCGAGACCUGCAACUACGAAUUUGAGUUUGAGCAAGAAGAGUUCUCCAAAGAGAUGGGUUCGAUCUUUCUCUCCUUCUAGAGUGGCGGCGAGAUUAUUAGCUUCCUCGCCAUUAAAGAGUAAGAAAACUGAGAAAAAAAUUGACGGGGUGACGGAUUUGAGAAAGAGUUCUUCAAAGGGACCACUUACAUCAGAACUAUGUCGAUCUUUCUCUCCUUCAAGAUUGACAGCCAGAUUUGUUUCACCGUUGAAGAGCAAGAAAAAUGCACCGCAAAGUGAUGGAAUAGUAAAUGGAGUGAAACAACGGCGACCGGCGAAAUUCCCUCCUCCAAAAAUUUGAAAAUAUAGAUUAUUUUUCAGUUUAGCAAUUCUAUGAUGUGAUAUGUUUUAUACCUUUG